Culicoides brevitarsis is the source of this 1324-nucleotide messenger RNA. RefSeq names its product arrestin domain-containing protein 2-like. Gene Ontology annotation, biological process: protein transport. Gene Ontology annotation, cellular component: cytoplasm. The record is from RefSeq and is a predicted model, not a curated record. The transcript is spliced from 3 exons. The coding region runs from base 48 to 1316 and encodes 422 amino acids. NCBI's taxonomy places the organism in Eukaryota, Metazoa, Arthropoda, Insecta, Diptera, Ceratopogonidae.
CCCUUUAUUCACUUUUCUUCCUGCUUCUCAAUUGAAAACUUCCUAAAAUGACGAUAACUUGCAAUAUUAAGUUCGAAAAUAACCCCCAAGGCAUCUACUUUGCGGGACAAAAUCUGGCAGGAAGUGUCGAACUGAAUCUUGGCGUCGCGAAAAAAGUAAAAGCAAUUAGUUUGAAAAUUUGUGGUUUCGCAUAUACGCAUUGGAGCGAAUCGGAAACGUAUCGCGUUAAUGGCAAAAAUCACACGCGGAUCGUUCAUUACCGAGGUCGCGAGGAUUAUUUGAACAGCACGACAUACCUCAUUGGGUCUCCGCAUGCGAAUGAAAUUGAAAUUCUUCCGGGAUUGCAUACGUAUAAUUUUGCCUGCCUUCUUCCGAGUAACAUGCCGUCGUCAUUUGAGGGUCCUUACGGGCAUAUUCGAUACACAGUUAAAGUAACGCUUGAACGCCCAUGGAAAUUCGAUCAAACUUAUAAAGUUGGAUUUACCGUUUUGAAGCAACUUGACCUGAAUUACGAUAAUCCUGACUUGCGAUUGCCCGUGCAUGCGGAAACCAUCAAAUAUUUUUGUUGUUGGCCUUGCAAAUCGGGUCCUUUGCUGCUGAAUGUCAAAUUACCCAUCGGAGGAUACGUGCCGGGACAAACAAUUCCCAUAACUUUGACGAUUGACAACGAAUCCCGCGAAAAAAUCGAUGAAAUCACGUUCAAAUUGAAAAAAAUCGUUCGUUGCUUGAGUCAAACCCCCCGACAAAAAGUCAAGGAGGAACGAGUUGUUGUCGUUAUGAAACGCGGCGGAGGUUGCGAUAAAUUCCAGAAGAAACAAUACCAAUAUAGCUUGUUAAUUCCCGCGUUGCCGCCAACGAACUUGAGUUUCUGUAAAAUAAUUCAAAUUUCGUACGUGUUGAAAGUCAAACCGAUUGUCGCGGGAAUGCACAAAGACAACAAAUUGACGAUCCCGAUAGUGAUUGGAACAGUUCCUUUGACAGCAGAUCGAAAUGGAAGUGUUGGAUGGGUGAAUUUGGCUGCGGAAUUGAGCGAUGGACCGAAUUCGAUGCAAGAAAGACCAACAGCGCCAGUUGAAGAACAUCCCGAUGUCGUUUGUGUGCCGUCGUAUGAUGAUGCAGUUAAAAGAACAAGUCUUCAACCUCCAUCUUAUGAGGAGUCAAUGUACGGAAGUGUGAAUAUUGAUGAGCCAGAAGAAAGUCAUCCUUUGGGAAAUCCAAAUACUUAUACACCGAGAUAUCCCGUUUAUCACUUUGGCACUGUUCAACCUUCAGCUCCUCCAACUUCUAAUGAAACUAAAAUCAGUACUGAAUUAUAAAAACUUUU